CGUGCGCAGAAGUUGCCAGUCCAAGGAGCCACAAUGGCGUUUGUAGUCUCCUUCAGAUAGGGCUGUGGAUCAUAUUAAAUCCACCAUCAUCGCCCUAAAUAUAGGCCUGGUUGACUCCCAGAGCCAUUGAUAAUAAACUGGAACAUCUACUGCACACGAAAAUAUGAUGAUUUCUAAUCAACAUUGAAUUUAUAGGGGAUAAAAGUUACAUUAAAAAAGGAACAUGUAAACAGUAACAACCGGGUCAAGUUUUCAUUUUGUUCGAGCGUCUUUUAAUGAAGGCACUUGCUUGUUUCUGAUACCAAAACCGUAGUUCUGUGGAAUAAAAAGCCUCCUUUACUUAACUUGGCACCGGACAAGGACAGCUUUCACUAAGGGACUUGAUUUUUUUCUUUUCCUUUUCACGAGCCAGCUCGCUAGCUGGUGAGCUUUAGCUAGCCGUGCUAGCUAAAUAGAUAUGGAAACGACACCACAAUGCUCCAAUGUUUGCCUGGGAUCUUUUUCAUUCACUGACUAACUGCAAGUACAAAGGUUACAGCAGUGGAAAAUCACGGGGGGAAUUUGUCUGCUUUGAGGAACUAUGGAGGCGACCUCGACGGAAUGAAGAGCCGUUGAGGGGGACUGGACGUGAGCGGCCUGGUGUGUAUGUUUCAUGUGUUUUCUUUUGCUGCUUUUGCUUAGUAACACUUCAGUUUUGGGCAUUUGGAGGUAGUCGCUGACCUCCUGUGAAUGAACUGCCGGGACCACCGAGGCCCCAAACGCAGGAGAAGUACCGACGCCGGCGUGAGGUAUGCCUGGGUCGGACCGACACCAUGGGACCAAGAGGAAGUCGGAAUCUAGCGUCGGCGGUGUGUCGCACCAGACCCAGGCCCAUACCUCUGCGGGAGACAUGACGAGCAAAGGUGGCAAGGUGCUGUUAAAAUCUCCAAUGUCCUCUUCAAAACGUAAAAGGCAUAAAACAUCUAAACAUAACCGGUUAUCCUUGGCGGCACCGGGACCUGAAGAUUACACCCUCUGUGAUACUGCGCCUCCUGGUGUCAAUACAUUGAAGCCUUUGGUUGAGUACGACGAUAUCAGCUCCGAUUCGGACACUUUCUCGGACCCACUGCCUACCAGGUCUGCUGAGAGAGGGGGCUUGGACCGUUUGGAGCCGUCGGCAGACUAUGCUGAGGACGAAAUCUCAAGAGAGGGGGGCGAUAAAGGGAACAGGGGGCACAGACAUCCCCGGAAAAAACCCAAGGACCCUAAUAAGAUCACAGAAUCCGGAAACGGGGAACGUGGGUACAAGAAAAAGAGUAGCAAAGACCGCGAGAAAGGGGGUUCUGGUAAGAGCAGAGACAAGGCUGCUCCAUCAGGCUCAUCAUUUAAACGCCAGGUGCAACAAGAAGUUGAGUCAAAACGUGGGGAGUUGAUCAUCUCUCAGGUGCAGCCUGCAGCAAGUGUAGGUAGUACCACCUCCUCCACGUCCUCGUCUCGCAGCAAGGAGAGCAGCCGCUCAGGGAAGACGCGCAAAGACAAGCAGCAGCGCAGAGAAGAUCGAGGGGAGGGCAGUCAAACCUCCUCCCAGAGGAGCCGGGCCGACAGAGGCCACCGGAAGUCCUCCAAGGGCCACAAGUCGAGCCCUAAGGGCAAGUCUACAGGCAGGGGCAGCCCUCGCAGGAAGACCACCGGCUCUGCUUUGUCUCCCAGCCCUAGAAGAACAGCUGGCAGUGAAAGUCCACUGGGCAGUGGAUAUGUUCAGCAGGGAGAUGACGGCUACUCCAGGCGGAGGAUAGCCCAGCACAGCCCCAGUCCCUAUGGGGAUAUGUCUCGCCGCAGCCGACAGAGAUCAGACAGCCCCUAUGGCAGCAGACACCGGUCUUCCAGCUAUGAGAGGGAUAGCAGUCCAUACUCAAGGAGACGAUCCAUUAGCCCUUAUGGUACUCGCAGGUCAUCAAGCACCAGCCCCGUGUCUCGACGCUCCAGGAGUCGCUCCCCUCUGCAAUACUCUUCCUCUCGCCGUUCCUCCUCUCGUUCCCGCACUAAGAGGCAUAUGUCUUCUGGAGCAGGGGCCAGUUCCCACAGCAGCCGGCCAGCUAGCCGCUCCCCUAACUCCUCUCGCCUGCCACUUAACUCGAGCCUGGGGGCAGAGCUGAGCCGCAGGAAGAAGGAGCGCCAGGCUGCAGAGGCGGCUGCUCGCGCCAGUGCAUCACCCCUUCCAUCAGCACGCAAAUCUACUGUCCCAUCUUCCUCACGGCCUGCUAAAAUCGAAACUCCACAGCCAGAAAAAGAGUCUGUGGCAGUGACAGAACCUCAGCCUCCACCACCUGUGCAAUUACCCCAGGAUGUUCCUAAUGCCGAAGAUCAGGUUACUCCGCCUGUGCCCACUUCAUCUUCCUCCUCUCUUCCACCACCUCCUCCGCAGCCCUCUCCUCCUGUGCCGCCUGGUUCUACUACACAGGUUCCACCACCACCACCACCACCACCACCUCAGACAGAAACAACUACCCAGCCACCUCCGCCCUCCACCACAUCUAAGGCCAAAUCGCCAGCUCCAGUUCCCUCACGCAGCCCUGCUAGACCGACUCCUCUCCACAAAACAUCAACUCUGCCCCCGCUGCCUUUACCACCUGCACUGCUGGGAAACACUCAGGACAGUCCAAAGAAGUCCACUCCUCCUCAAAGGCAAUCCAGGAAGGACAGGGAGAAGGAAGUCCGCAGCCGGCCAUCACUCAUCGACCUACCUUUGCCACCCACCCUAACUGGGAGUGACGCUUCACCCCCACAGUCCCCCAUAUGUCCACCUCCUCCGCUGCCCCAGUCAGCCCUUAAGAAGAGACCAAAGAUUUGCUGCCCACGGUAUGGUGAACGCAAACACACCCAGAGUGACUGGGGGAAGCGCUGUGUGGAUAAAUUUGAUAUAAUUGGCAUCAUAGGGGAAGGCACCUAUGGUCAAGUGUACAAAGCAAAGGACAAAGACACUGGUGAGCUGGUAGCUCUGAAGAAAGUGCGUUUAGACAAUGAAAAAGAGGGAUUCCCAAUCACAGCCAUCAGAGAGAUCAAGAUCUUGCGGCAGCUCAAACACCGCAGUGUUGUCAACAUGAAGGAGAUUGUCACCGACAAGCAGGAUGCACUUGACUUCAAAAAGGACAAAGGCGCUUUCUACCUGGUGUUUGAGUACAUGGAUCACGACCUGAUGGGCCUGCUGGAGUCGGGCCUCGUCCAGUUCUCCCACGAGCACGUCCGCAGCUUCAUGCGACAGCUGAUGGAGGGCCUUGAUUACUGCCAUAAGAACAACUUCCUGCACAGAGACAUCAAAUGCUCUAACAUUCUGCUCAACAACAGAGGUCAGAUCAAACUGGCUGACUUUGGUUUGGCCCGGUUUUACAAUUCAGAGGAAAGUCGACCAUACACUAAUAAAGUAAUCACACUAUGGUAUCGCCCCCCUGAACUGCUGUUGGGAGAAGAGAGGUACUCUCCAGCCAUUGAUGUUUGGAGCUGUGGGUGUAUUCUGGGAGAACUCUUUACAAAAAAGCCAAUUUUCCAGGCUAACCAAGAACUUCUACAACUGGAGCUCAUCAGCCGUCUGUGUGGCAGUCCCUGUCCUGCAGCCUGGCCCGACGUCAUUAAACUUCCCCUCUUCAACACCAUGAAACCCAAGAAGCAGUACAGACGGAGACUACGGGAGGAAUUUGCCUUUCUACCUACUCCUGCACUUGACCUGCUGGACCGAAUGCUGACCCUUGACCCUGCACGGCGCUGCACAUCAGAGCAGGCUCUUCACUCUGACUUCCUGAGUGAAGUGGAGCCUGACAAGAUGCCACCACCAGACCUUCCUCACCAUCAGGAUUGUCAUGAACUGUGGAGUAAGAAGAGGCGGCGCGCACGUCAGAGUGGGCUGCCCGAAGAUGUGCCUGUGCCCAAAGUGCCCCGUAAAGAUGCGACAGGGACAUCUAGUGGAGAGAACAGUCGGCCCCAAUCGAGCCCAGCUGCAGCCCCUCCCCCUCCACCAGGAAAACCACCCUCCACAGCAAACUUAGAGAGUGAGUUGUCAGGCCUGGGAGCUGUUGCUGAGCAGUUGAACCAGACAGAGAUGGCAGUGCUGCUGAACCUCCUCCAGGGACAGACGGACCUCAGCCUGCCCCAGGUAGCCCAGCUCCUCAACCUCUCCAAUCCAGAGACUCUCAGCCAGACGCUGUCUGCCCUCAGUGAAGCAUCCGACCACCAGGGGGCUCAAGAGGACCAGGCCCCGGCUGCUGCAAGGCCCCAGCCCCCAGAGCCGCCUCCUGAACCCCAGGAGCCUUCACCGACAUCUGGAGACCCGCCACUCAGCCAGGAAGACCAAGCAAACCUGCUGGCUCUCAUUUUGAGUCAGAUCAUUAAGCCUCAAACCGAGGAGGAAGCUGAUGAGAGCAAUGGCGUCCAAUCAGAGGAGGCACUAACGCGCGGUUCAUCCGCCUCUACUACUGAUCGCAAGGAUGGAGCCUUGCCGAAAAGGAAACAGCUUGCCGCCAAAAAGGUGCCUCCAUCCAGUGAGCAGCGUCCACCUUCUCCACCUGGGCCACCUCCAUCCACCCUUCUCCUUGGAAAUGCUCAGCAGGACCGUCCGGAUACCCAGCCCAGCCAGGACAUCAGUCCUGCGGUUGCAGCCGCCUUGCUCCAGCUCAUCUCUCAGCAGGACUCAGAAGCCGGGGGCUCGCAGCACAGAAAAAUCCCCUCUCCGGCUGUGGACACUCUGGCCCGGGGAAGGUCCCCGCCACCUUGGGCAACAGACUCUCCACCUAAAACGUCUGCUGCAGCUGAGGCCCCAGCAGAACUGGUGACUGCUGCUGCUCCCACCACCACCACCACUGCACAGUUCCCCAAGGACCAGGACCUCCGUUUUUCCCAUGGAGCUGCUCGCUGACGCUCACAUCGCUGCUGAGAUGGAACCAGGUAACACGAGAUGAGUCCAGCAACUGUUGAAGACUAAAGUGAAAGACGGGGGGGGGAGUGUGCAGGUAGUAGAAGUUGAUUUGAAGAUUCUGAAUGUCUGAAGGAAAGAGAUGAAGGGCUUUUUCAGGUAUGGCCAUGAACACCACUGCCCUUUGAACAAGCUGUCGUGUUGUUUUGCUGGGAGUGUUGGGACCUGGGGUUGGUCUGACCUUAAACGGCCCAGUUAAGGACAGUCACCGCCUGCAAAUCCCUUUUCUCUUUCCUCUCCACUGAAGGUUUUGACUUAUAUGAAGUUUAUCCUCCAAACUGAGUGCCAUUCAGCCGCCGGCACCCCGCUUUGAAAGCAACUGUGAUCUCUGAUUUCUCUGCUUUAAACAAAUGAUUGUUGUGUCCACUGCAGUACCCACUGUUAACAAGGUUAUUAGUGUUUUUUUGGGGGGGGGAAUAUCGUCAUUGUCUUCCCCUCUGUGAUGGAGUGGCGACUAUGACGGUGUUGUUGAGUGCAAGCUGAAGCUGAAAUGAAAUGAGUUGUUAGAUAUAAGGCAGUGGAAGAUGCAGGUGCACCUUAUGUGCUGGUGAGCUCCCCUGCUUUCUGCUUGUGCCUCCUCCUGUGACCCCAGCAACCCCUGAAUGAUCUUGGCCUAGGGGGGGUGUUUUGGGUUAAAAUUUCUGCUUUUGAUGGCACCUACAACAGUGUACAUCUGCAGGGACUGCACAUUUAUUAUUUUUUACCCAAAGUCUAUUCCAUGAUGUACUGUAUAUUCCAUCUGCUAUCAGUCCGGCUGAACUACAACAUGUCGCAUACAUAUAGGAAACCUCUCUGUCGUAACAAAACCUGAGCCUGUAGUGAUCCAUGUUAAUGUCUGAAAUUUAAAUUACACUACUACAUUUGUAACACAUGCUAUUCUGCAAGGUGAAGUGUAAAACUAGAAGGAAACAUACACUCAGAAACUUGACUCAAAGCCUCUUGUAAAGUGUCUGCCCGUCGCCCUCCCUGCCAAGUUGUGCAUCAGAAGCUUUUUUUUUCCUUUUUCUUGGUGCGAUUAUUUUCUACAUAAAAGAAUGAUACUCGCUGAAAAAAAAAAAUGACAACGGUCCACACUUCUGUUUCCAUAUUUUGCUUUGGAAAAGGAAAGUUAGGGGGAAACUGGUAUCUGUAAAAAGAAAAAAAUAUUUUGUAAUAUGUGUAUUCUUGGUUCAGUUUAAUUAAAGGAAGCUGUGUGACCAGUUGAA
Molecule: messenger RNA, 6147 nt
Organism: Solea senegalensis (Senegalese sole)
Lineage: Eukaryota; Metazoa; Chordata; Actinopteri; Pleuronectiformes; Soleidae
Gene: cdk12
Product: cyclin-dependent kinase 12
Exons: 14
Coding region: 791-4885 (1364 amino acids)
Biological process (GO): positive regulation of transcription elongation by RNA polymerase II; protein phosphorylation; transcription elongation by RNA polymerase II
Cellular component (GO): nucleus; cyclin/CDK positive transcription elongation factor complex
Molecular function (GO): ATP binding; RNA polymerase II CTD heptapeptide repeat kinase activity; cyclin binding
Source: RefSeq, a predicted model, not a curated record